Messenger RNA from Aspergillus homomorphus CBS 101889, 372 nucleotides. Its product is annotated as YjgF-like protein. Gene Ontology annotation, cellular component: mitochondrion; cytosol. The coding region runs from base 1 to 372 and encodes 123 amino acids. NCBI's taxonomy places the organism in Eukaryota, Fungi, Ascomycota, Eurotiomycetes, Eurotiales, Aspergillaceae. Gene Ontology annotation, molecular function: deaminase activity. The record is from RefSeq and is a predicted model, not a curated record. The transcript has 3 exons.
AUGCUCUAUUGCUCUGGCAGUCUGGGCAUCGACCCGAGAACCGGAGCCUUCGUCGCCGGCGAUGUAGUGGACAGGACCGUCCAAUCAUUACGGAACCUGAAACAGGUGCUCAUUGCCGGUGGGAGCGACUUGAGCAAGGUGGUCAAGGUCACCAUCUUCGUCUCGAGUAUGGCCCACUACGCCAAGGUGAAUGAAGGGUAUGCGAAGGUCUUUGGCGCUUAUGAUGUUAAGCCGUGCCGCACGUGCGUUGGUGUUGCAAGUCUUCCUUUAGAUGCGGAAGUCGAGUUUGAGCUCGUUGCUACCAUUUGGGUGAUCGUUGUGUAUGAGGUAGAGCCCUGCGCAAAGGGGUGGCCAAAAGGGCAUAGUGUAUAA